Molecule: messenger RNA, 3227 nt
Organism: Colossoma macropomum (tambaqui)
Lineage: Eukaryota; Metazoa; Chordata; Actinopteri; Characiformes; Serrasalmidae
Product: low-density lipoprotein receptor-related protein 8-like
Exons: 18
Coding region: 7-2997 (996 amino acids)
Molecular function (GO): calcium ion binding; protein binding
Source: RefSeq, a predicted model, not a curated record
UUGUGGAUGAACGCCAUAAAACCCAUCUCCGAAAUGUGGACUGUAAUAGGAAAAUUACUGUUUUUGCACUUGCUAACGAUGGGGCUGUAUUCAGGAAAAGGGAGCGAGGAGGAGUGCGAGGACGGACAGUUUCAGUGCAAGAACAAGAAAUGCAUCAUGAGCAUUUGGAGGUGUGACGAUGAUGAUGACUGCUCGGACAACAGCGAUGAAGAAGACUGCUUGAGGAAGACGUGUGCGCCAUCAGAAUUCGCUUGUCAGAACGGGCAGUGUGUGCCUGGCCGCUGGCGCUGCGACGGAGAGCCCGAGUGUCCGGACGGAUCCGACGAGGCAGAGUCCACCUGCACAGUCAAGCAAACGUGCCCACCGGACAAGUUCGACUGCGGUGGGAAGUGUGUGUCGUUGUCAUGGCGCUGCGAUGGCGAGAGGGACUGCGAAAACGGAGCGGACGAGGAAGACUGUGCUGCAGAUGCCCGCGCCUGCCCAGCAGGAGAGUUCCAGUGUCGUAACCAUAAGUGCCUGGCGCCGGUCUACGUGUGUGACGGUGAUGACGACUGCGGGGACUCCAGUGACGAGGAGAAGUGUUCUCCACCCACCUGCGGCCCCCACGAGUUCCGCUGCAAUGCCUCCGAGUGCGUUCCCCAGCCCUGGACCUGCGACGGGGACCCAGACUGCUCUGACGGCUCUGACGAGUGGGCGGAGCGAUGUGGGAGCGAAGUCGUGCGACCGGCCACGCCCCCCGGCCGCAGAGCAGAGUGUGGCGCUGGAGCUUUCCGUUGCGGCAGUGGGGAGUGCAUCAAGCUGGCCUGGAGGUGUGAUAGAGAUCCGGACUGCAAGGACAAGUCCGACGAGGCUGACUGUCCGCUCCUGACGUGUCGUCCGGAUGAGUUCCAGUGCGGGGAUGGCUCCUGCAUUCACGGCAUCAAACAGUGCAACAAAGCCUUCGACUGCUUGGACAGGAGCGACGAGGCUGGCUGUGUCAACGCCACAAAGUGUGAAGGCCCUUUGAAGUUCCUCUGCCGAAACGGGGAGUGUAUAGACGGCGCGAAGGUGUGCGAUAAUGUCAAGGACUGCAAGGAUCGAUCGGACGAGCCCAAGAAGGAGUGCGGUCUGAACGAGUGCAUGCUAAACAACGGAGGCUGUUCACAUAUCUGUGUGGACCGACCCAUCGGCUACGAGUGCCAGUGUCCCACUGGCUACAAACUCCUGGAUAAAAGGACAUGCGGAGACAUUGAUGAGUGCGAGAAUCCAGAUGCCUGCAGUCAAAUCUGCAUCAACCUCAAAGGAGACUUCAAGUGUGAGUGUCACCCGGGCUAUGAGAUGGACCCAGUGAGCAAGACCUGCAAAGCAGAGGGAAAAAGCCCUUACCUGAUGUUCACCAACAGACAUGAGAUCCGACGCAUCGACCUUGUGAAGCGGGACUACACCCAGGUGGUCCCCACCCAGAAGAACGCUGUGGCCAUUGAUGUUGACGUGGCUGCCAACCGCAUGUUCUGGUGUGACCGCUUCCAACGCAAGAUCUACAGUGCUUUCAUCCACGAGGCAUCUGACCCGUCCCGUCACGUGACUCUGAUCGACUCUGAGCUCCACUCUCCAGAGGGCCUGGCUCUGGACUGGGUUCAGCACAACCUGUACUGGACGGACUCGGGCGACAGGAGCAUCUCUGUGGCUUCGGCCGACGGCAGCAAGAGGCGAGUUCUGAUCGACACAGAGCUGAGUGAACCACGGGCCAUCGCUGUGGAUCCGGAGCAAGGGUUUAUGUACUGGUCUGACUGGGGAAUGAGGCCCAAGAUUGAGAAAGCAGGCAUGAAUGGAGUGGACCGACAGGUUUUGGUGUCUGAGGGCAUCGAGUGGCCGAAUGGAAUCACGCUGGACGUGGUGGGAAAGCGCUUGUAUUGGGUGGACUCGAAGCUCCACUUGAUCUCCAGUGUGGACUUUAAUGGAGCUCAGCGCAGAGUGAUCCUGUCGUCCAGUGAAAGACUCGGCCAUCCCUACGCCCUCGCUGUGUUUGAGGACCGAGUGUACUGGACGGACAGAGAGAAGGAGGCCGUCUACAGCGCAAACAGGCUGACCGGUCAGGACGUGACCAGCCUGGCUGAACAUCUAAACGACCCGCAUGAUAUAGUGGUUUUCCACGAGCUGAGCCAGCCCCAAGCUCCGGACAGCUGUAACCUGGCUGGCGUCAGUAACGGUGGCUGCGCCUUCCUGUGCCUGCGUGCGCCUCAGAUCAGUGAACACUCGCCCAAAUACACCUGCGCCUGUCCCGACGGAGAAGAACUGAGUCCAGACACCCGCCUGUGUGUUCCCGUCCAAAAUGUCACAGCCCCACCCCCAAGCAUCUCCAGUAAUGUUACCAUGGAGACGAUGAUAGAGGCUGGCGCCGGUCUACCCUCAGAUUCCCCUGAUGCGCCGGACACAGUGACCUCUCAGGCAGACAGUGCGCCUGACACAGGUCAUCCAACCCAUCUCUCACCCAGCCCCACCCCAGACGACCGAGUCGGACCCUCCAACAAAACGGCAGCUGCCUCCCAGAGCCCGGCGGUGCUACUGAUCACUGCGUCAGGAGACACUAGCAACCUGUCUCAUCACUCUGGCAAUGAUCUGCUCCUCCUGGGCCACAGUCUGACGGUGGCUGUGCUUGGUGUUGUAAUCCCCAUAGUUCCUAUUGUUGCCACAGUGGUGCUGGGCCUGCUGUGCACUGCCGUUUACCUCAUCUACCGCAACUGGAGGCGCCGGAGCACCAAGAGCAUGAACUUCGACAACCCAGUGUACCGCAAGACCACCGGCGACGCCGAGGAGGACGAGAUCCAUAUCGGGCGGACGACCGAGGGCCUUCCCGGCCCCCAUCAUCAUCACCACCACCCCUACCCGGUGCCCGUGGUGGGCGUGGGCGGGGUAAGCGCGGGGACACCCUUCAUCGCCCUUCCUCUGGGGAGCGGCUUGCCGGACCCUGCAACACACUGGUACGCCGAGCAGCCCACCAUAUCCAGCGCAAAGUGAGGAGGGGAGGAGAAGGCACACGGACGCUACGAGACAACAGAGUGAUGUUUAGCCAGAGUCGGUCUGACCACUGAAGUGUAUUACAAGACGCUGAGAUAAGGCUGAGCGUCCGCCAGGCCACAGCGUCACACAGCCCGCUUAAGUCCACAGUGUCUGACCAUAAGAUAACGAAGGUGAGGUUCACUCCAAGAUGGCCAUUAGACCGACGGGAGCAGUAGUGGUGAUCUUCA